GAACCGCAGUUCUCUGGACCAGCAACGUCGACACAAGGUGACGGGACUCACGUAGUAAGUUCAAGUGGGGUCCGGACCUUGCCAGAGGCUCUGCAUUCCACGAUGACAGGCUUGCCACGCUGCGGUAGCCCUUAGGCGUGUGCGGCAGGCAUUUGGAUCAACUAAGGUAGGCCUUGGGGCGCGGAGGACGUGGGUCUAGACCGAGACGGUUGAGGCACGACUGCCCUGUCCCACCGGCGAGGGAAGGAGGGAAGUUCGCCCUCAGCGCUGCAGCUGCUCAGUCUGGGCGGCUGACACCUGGUCCCUGGGCAAACAGUGUGUGAGAUGGGACGAACGUCAAAGGACAAGCGGGAUGUCUACUACCGCUUGGCCAAGGAGAAUGGCUGGCGUGCCCGCAGUGCCUUCAAGCUGCUACAACUGGAUGAGGAAUUCCAGCUCUUCCAAGAUGUGACACGGGCAGUUGACCUUUGUGCAGCCCCGGGCAGCUGGAGCCAGGUGCUAAGCCAGAAGAUCGGGAGCCAGGGUUCUGGCCACGUAGUGGCCGUGGACCUUCAGGCUAUGGCUCCGCUACCAGGUGUAUUACAGAUCCAGGGGGACAUCACCCAGCUGUCCACUGCCAAGGAGAUCAUCCAGCACUUUGAGGGCUGCCCUGCGGACCUAGUGGUGUGUGACGGGGCUCCCGAUGUAACUGGCCUCCAUGAUGUUGAUGAGUAUAUGCAGGCCCAGCUCCUCCUAGCCGCUCUAAACAUUGCUACACAUGUCUUGAAACCAGGAGGCUGCUUUGUAGCCAAGAUUUUCCGAGGCCGGGAUGUGACACUGAUCUACAGCCAACUGCGUGUCUUCUUCUCCAGCGUGCUCUGUGCCAAACCCAGGAGCAGCCGGAACUCGAGCAUCGAGGCCUUUGCUGUCUGUCAGGGUUAUGACCCCCCUCACGGCUUCCUGCCGGACCUGACCAAACCCCUGCUGGACCACUCUUACGAUCCAGAUUUCAACCAAUUAGAUGGUCCCACCCGCAUCAUUGUGCCAUUUGUGACCUGUGGGGACCUGAGCUCCUAUGAUUCGGACCGCAGUUACCCACUGGACCUGGAGGACGGCUCAGAGUACAAGUAUACUCCACCCACGCAGCCCCCCAUCUCGCCACCAUAUCAGGAGGCCUGCACAUUGAAGAAGAAGGGGUGGCUGGCCAAGGAGAUCCGCCCUCAGGACUGCCCCAUCAGCACAGUGGACACAUUGCCCCAGCCCUUGGCUGCCCCACAGUGUCACACCCUGCUGGCCUCUGAGGUCUGGAAACACAUGGCCCAGGGCCCGCAGUGCCCCCCUCCCAGUGUGCCUCUUUCUACCCCGAAAUCACAUGGUUUCUGGGGCCAAAAUUCUCUUCCCUACCUCCCAAUAGCUAUAAAAAUCAUGGGUAAAACCAAGUAUAAUGAGUAGAAUAGCUUAGCCAAGUAACUGAGUCCCUAUUUUUUUUUCUUGGGUAGGUGGAAGACAGUGAAAUGAAUUGUUCACCUUAACACAUUAAGGUAAAUUUGUCUUUUUAUCUAAGAGUUUGAGUACAGGGCACCUUUAAGAAAAAGAUCAGUAAAAUCUCACCUUUGACAUUUUUACAUCAACUGAUAAGAUUUCAGUCAGUAGACCUUUACUAAGCAUCUGGUGUUGCAUGUCAGGAACUGCUUUAAGCAUUUUACAUGUUACAUAUUGAGGCAUUCCAUAGGCAUUUAUUAUGCACGCAUCAUGUGCUAGGCAUUGUUCUAGGUUGGGAGGUAGAGUGGGAAAUGAAAUAGGCAAAUACCUUGGCUGUUGUAGAGCUGCUAGAUUGAGGAAGAGGUAAUAAACAACAACACACUCUGAAUAAAUGCAGGGGAUUACACACACACACUAUAUACAGAGGGUGCCAAAAAUGUAUAUACAUUUAAGAAAGGAAAAAACACUGUUAAAAUUGUAAUACUCAAUAUAUACCGAUAACAAAAAAUUAAUGCAAGUCGUAUAUACAUUUUUUGGGACCCCCAGUAUAUACCAACAUACACAUUUAUAGUUUGCAUUUCACUGUAUUUAUACAGCUUGUAUUGUAGUAUAUAUGUAUGUGUAUAUACACACAUAUAUUUUAUAUAUAGUAUGUAAAAGUAAUACUGGAUAUGAAAUUUUUAAAAAAUAAAACAGGGUAAAGAGAACCAGGAAUUAUGGGGGUGACUGUGUGCUGUUUUUAAAAGGGUUGCCAUGGGCGGCCUCACAGAGGUUGGGUUUGAGCAGAGACCUGAAGGAGAUGAGGCAGGGAAUACAUGUAUGCAUCUAAGAGACAGUAUUCCAGGGAGAGGAAAUAGCAGAUGCAAAGGCCCUGAGGUGGAACUGUGCCCGGUGUGAGGGAGCAGUGAGGAGCCAAUUGGCUCAUAGCAGAGUGAGCUAAGCCUGUCAGUGCCAAAAGGCUUCUCAUCCUCAGGACCUCAUGUUAGAGGACGUCCCUUUCUGACAGUGGCUUAGCAGUUGUUCAGACCAAGUCUUCCAUUACAAAAAAAGAAGUAAAAAAAGACACCUUUAAACUAAUGAAACAGCAAAUCACAGUGGGGAAAGAUAUUUACAACUCCUAUAUAUAGUAUCCUUGAUGUUAAAAAGCUCUUAUAGGGCCGGCCGAGUGGCGCGAUGGUUAAGAACUCGCUUGGGAUGCCAGAGGGCCCCGGUUCGGAUCCCACA
This is a messenger RNA of Hipposideros armiger (great roundleaf bat), 2685 nucleotides long. It is a transcript of the gene FTSJ1, whose product is annotated as FtsJ RNA 2'-O-methyltransferase 1. The coding region runs from base 325 to 1431 and encodes 368 amino acids. Lineage: Eukaryota; Metazoa; Chordata; Mammalia; Chiroptera; Hipposideridae. Gene Ontology annotation, molecular function: tRNA methyltransferase activity. Gene Ontology annotation, cellular component: cytoplasm. Gene Ontology annotation, biological process: cytoplasmic translation; tRNA methylation. The record is from RefSeq and is a predicted model, not a curated record. The transcript is spliced from 12 exons.